CAAUUGAUACAAAUAAAUAUCCAAAUUAUUAUAAUGAUAAAAUAUCAAAGCUAUCACCAUUAAAAUUUAUAAUUGAUCCAAAUCUUCGACCAAAUAAAACUCAAGAUAAUAUGGAAUUUUAUAAAUCAAGAGAUAUCUAUAUGAAUUGUGAAGAACUUGAUCCAGAUUUAACAAAAAUAAUACCAGAAUCAUCAGAAGAAAAUUCAAAUGAAACAACUGAUGGUGUACCAACUGAAAGUCCCUCAAAGCUAAAUGGUCUAGGUGAUAGAAUAUCAUGUUUACAAGCAAAAUAUUUUGAUAAAAAUCCAUUGGAUAAUCCACUUUUUAUGGAACGAAGAAUUGACAUGGUUGAAAUGCCAGAAAAAUUUUUAAUUGAUUCAAAAUUAAUGAAGCAUAAAUUUGCAAAUAUUAAAAAAAGUAAUAAUGAAGCAAAUAUUGAUAUUAAACUCUCAAAAAAACCAGAGAGUUUUGAUCAUGAAGCUAGUGACACAAGUUAUGUGAAUCAAAUUGAGCAUCCAAGCAUUAAAUUAAGUCGAGCGAAUAAUGGAAAGGCGCUAAAUCACCGUAAACUUUUUAAAGAAAGACAUAAUUAUUUAAAAACAACAACAACAACAACAACACAAGCACCCUAUGAAGAUGAAAUAUAUGAAGAUGUUAUGGGAACAAUUAAAAAUUUAUCAAAAAUGCGAAAAUCACAUAAAGAUAAAACAACAAAAUUAUCACGAGCUGGAACAAUAAUAAAUAGACCACCAUUAAAAAUACCUAAAAAAAAUCCAAAUAGACAAUUUGAUUCAUUAGUUGCUAAAUCAUCAUUGAGAAAAAAAUUACCACGUUACAAAACAAAGAGAGUGUCUUAUAAAACACGUGGAAGAACUGAAAGUACAAUAACAAAUGAACCAAGAACAAAAAAACAAAAAAAAAUUGAACAUUUUAGAACAGUUAGAAUUCAUAAAAGAAGUAUUUAUCAAGAAAACAAUGAUAGUUAUAAAAAUAAUGAAAAAAAAAUUGAAACAAUUGGAACAACAGGAUUACCUAUUAUUAAUACACAAGCUUCUGAAAGAAUUUAUACAAUUAUUAAACGUGAAAAAAAUUCAAAGCCAAAAAUACAUGAUAAACAUGGUAAAUUUACAGCUGAAAAUAAAACAAUAAUUACAAGAAGAAAUGAGCCUACAUAUAAUUCACCUGAUAGUUUUGAAGAAUUUCAUAAUAAAAAAAAUAAUAAAAAAAAUCCAAGAAGAUAUGAUGUACAUGAAGAAAUUAAUGAAAAUCAAGAAACAAGUAAAGAAAAAGUUAAGAAAAAAAAUCCAGAAUCUAGAGAAAUAUUUGAUGAUGAAGAAAAAAUAUUUAUAAAUGUUGAUAAAUCAAAAGAAAAUAUUGAUGAUGAUACUGUAGAAAUACCAGAUGAACAAGUUGAAAGACCAUCUGAAUUUUAUGAAGAAAAUUCAUCUGAAAAAUUAGAAGAAGAAUCUAAAGAAGAAUUAAACAACGAUGAUGAUGAAGAUGAUGAUGAUGAUAAUGAAAGUGAUUCUAAAGAAAGCUUCAAGAAUAAAAAACCAUCAUCAAUGGAAGAAAUUGAUGAUGACACAUCAAAAGAAUCAUACGAUGAUGAAGAAAAAAAUGUCGGUGAAAAAUCAAUAAGUGAAAUGGAAUUUGAUAGAUUUGUUGGUAGACCAACGUCAUUUGGUGAAAAUUAUUAUGAUCCAAAAUAUGCUGAUUUAGGACCAAGAAUAAAUAAACCACAUUUUCAUCAUCCAGAAUUUGAUUCACUUGAAUUUGAUAUGAGUUCAGAUGAAGUUAAACGUCUAAGUAAAUUUGCCGAAGAUUCAAAUGAAAAAGUUGAUAAUGAAAAAAAUAAAAAAUUUAGUUCAAAAUACGAAUAUCCAUGGAAAAAAGAAGAAGAAUUAAAAAAUAAUAAACAAAAUAAUAAAUAUCAUGAUGAUUAUGAUAAUUCUGAAGAAUCAAUGUCACCAUCAAUGAUAAAAAAUGUAAAAUAUGAAAAUAAAAUUAAAAAAAAUAUAAAUUCCGAUGAAAUUAUUGAUAGUGAUAAAAUGUCAUCAAAUAAUUUACCAAUAAAAUAUAGUAGUAAAACAAAAAAUAAUACGAUAAUUAAACCAACAGAAAUUGAUGCAAAAAAACAUGCCGAAAAUAUAAGAAAAAAUGUUUUAAAUUUCAUAAAAAUAAAAAAUAAUAAUAAAUUAACAACAACAUUUAAACCUCAAAUUUUACCAACAUCAGCAACAUUAAUAAAAUAUCAAGAUAUUACAACACCAAUGACAGAUAUAACAACAAUAAAAAUUCCAAAAUAUACAAUAAAAUCAUCUUUAAAACGUUCAAAUAAUCAUCAAAGAAAUCAAGAUACUAAAUUACUAAAAUCUGCAUCAACUAUUAGUGAAGUAACAGCAUCACCAAAAUUAACUAAAAGACGACAAUCAUUAAAAUACACAGUUGAUAAACCAGAAAAUAUAACAACAACAAUAUCAGCAAGACGUAAAAAAUCAACGACAACAACAACAACACCAACAUCAUUGCUAAUAAAUACAAAUAAAAAUAGAAGAAAAUUAAUUAAUAAUACAAUGAAUAAAUCAGUUUCGAAACCAGUUAAAAUGAUAAAACACAGAUCACGUGUAUCACAAGAACAAAUAAUAACAAAAACAAUUGAAAAUAAUAAUUUAAAUGGUCCUAAUAAUCAUACAACAAUGAAUAAAGUAUCAAUAAUGACAAAAGAAACACCAGAUCAUAUUUUUCGUACUGAAGAAAUUAAUAAAAAUGGACAAAAAAAUAAAUUUAUAACUAUUUUACCAUCAAAUAAAAGUCAAGAAUUAUCUGAAGAACUAAUUAUUGAUGAUAUUAAUCAUGAUGAUAAUAACGAAUCAAAUGAAAAUAAUCAUGAUUAUCUAGGUGAUUCAAUAGCAUCAAAUGUUCAUUAUGUAGCACAUUUGAUGAAUCAAGUAUCUCCAAUAGUGUCAAAUAAAUUUAAUAAUGAUGAAAUGAAUAAUAAAACAUCAUCAGAAUUAAAUAUUGAUAAUAAAAAAUCUGUUAUUAAGUAUACAAAGGAACCAGAUAAACGUCUCUAUCAUUUUAUCAAUGAUGAUCAUGAUCAUGAUAAUAAAUAA
Molecule: messenger RNA, 3113 nt
Organism: Aphidius gifuensis
Lineage: Eukaryota; Metazoa; Arthropoda; Insecta; Hymenoptera; Braconidae
Product: probable WRKY transcription factor protein 1
Exons: 2
Coding region: 111-3113 (1000 amino acids)
Source: RefSeq, a predicted model, not a curated record